Messenger RNA from Populus trichocarpa (black cottonwood), 1407 nucleotides. RefSeq names its product pectinesterase inhibitor 6. Gene Ontology annotation, biological process: negative regulation of catalytic activity. Gene Ontology annotation, molecular function: enzyme inhibitor activity. The record is from RefSeq and is a predicted model, not a curated record. The transcript has a single exon. NCBI's taxonomy places the organism in Eukaryota, Viridiplantae, Streptophyta, Magnoliopsida, Malpighiales, Salicaceae. Bases 425 to 1012 code for a protein of 195 amino acids.
ACAGUUACCCAUAUAAAGGGAAACACCCAACAGAUCUCUUCGCCCAAAUUCAUGAGAGACACACCUACCUAGUCACAUGUUCUUUGUCAUCAAAACCUAACUAUUUCACUUCAGCUUCCUUCUCCACUCUUCCCUUGUUUAUUGCACUCACCAGCCUCUUGCUUUUCUAUCAAACCCGCUUUGGAAAGCUCCUAUCUUCAUUGAAUUCACACCCCCUGCCCCUCUUUAAAGCUUUCCAUCAAGGCUCUUACCUGCACAACUUUGCAUUCGCAAGGAACAAUAUAAUGUCUCUCUCCCGCUCUUCUAUAUAAUGUCUCUCAUUCUAUAAUCUGUGAGGUCAUAGCAUAGGUGUUCUUAGUCUCAAUUUUUAAUCUUAUUCCUCCGUUUCUUUUCCUUCUUUUGAAAGCAUCAUAAAUAUCAUAGAAUGAGAACUAUCUCCAUUCUCAUCACUUUCCUUUUCCUUUCAUGGCUAACAUGUGCUACGAGCCGGGGUUCUGACAACGGGGACACUUAUGUUCGAGAAGCAUGCAGUGUGACUAGAUAUCAUGACCUUUGCAUGCACUCACUAGCAUCCUUUUCGCACACUGCUGGGAGAAGUCCCAGCAAGUGGGCACGAGCUGGGGUUUCGGUGACAAUAGGCGAGGCUAAGAAUGCUAGUCAGUAUCUGAAUAAAUUGAAGAAAGAUAGAAUCAUGAGAGGCAGAAACAGGAUUGCCCUUUCAGAUUGUAUCGAGUGCUUCCAAGACGCGAUUGACAAUCUUCACAAAUCACUUGGCAUACUCAGAAAGCUUGACGCAACAAACUUCGAUACACAGAUGGGGGACCUAACUACAUGGCUGAGUGCUGCACUCACAGAUGAAGACACUUGCUUGGAUGGUUUUGAAGAUCGAAGCAGCAAACAAGUUAAAAUGCUUCUGAAUCAGGUUUCAAGAGUCACUUAUAUCACCAGUAAUGCACUGGCUCUUGUUAACAAACUUGCAGCCGCUGGCUUGGGAAGCCUAAAUGGUCCGUAGUCAUGUCAUAUCAACAGGGAACUGGGUCAUAAAUCAGAAUAUAAAUGGAAUAAUCUAGCCUAUCAAAGCUAAAAUACAUCUAUCCCUUGUUUAAUUGGUUGUCAUGGCUACCUAUGUAUCUUCGGUUUCUCAGCUGGUAUAUAGCUACUGCGUUAAAACCUGGGCUCAAGCGUUGCGUCUUGGCUUCUUGAGUCAGAAAAUAAAAGCAGGGCAGCAACAGUGGUUUCAGAACAAGUUCUUGUAAAUUAUUUCUGCUUGUCCAUCUAUGCUAUUUGAAUUAUUUUUCAUUGAUUAAUAUCUGCUGCCACGCCUCUCUUAGUUUGUUCAAGUACUGGUACUGCUUGGGGGGGACCUUGUAUGAUGAUCAAUGAAGAUAGAUUGUUGUUGAAAGAGCA